CCUAACUGGUGGAAGAACAACUAGGAGAAGCUUGAUCGUGUGUUUGAAUUUAUGGCAGCUGAAUUAGAAGCAAGACAGGAAGCUAUCAGAGAGAAAGAGAAACUAAUCAGAGAGGAGGAAGAAAAAAGGAAAAUCAAGCAAGCCGAGGAAAAAGCUCUCAAGAAGCAGAAGGAACGUCAGGAUUUCGAGGAACGCAUUAGCUCUAUUGUUGGCUCCAAGAUAAAUGAUGCGUGUGAAUUAUUUCUCGGGAGGGCUGACAUAUCGAAGAAUACAGAUCAGAUGCGCUGUACAUGUGGGAAUGACGAUUUGGAGAAGCAGAAGUUGGAAAAGCAGAUUGACAUGUUGCGCUUGGAAUACGAGUACAUUCGUAAACAGAUGGAAAAACUCACACGUUCGGUUGGACAAGUGGGGCACAAGCGCGCGGCAAGUAAUGUUUGCAUUACCAGUCCACCAGAGGCACCGGCGAGGGCUAAAGCUCGGACGAUGGGUGCUGCCGCCACUCCUUCCACGCAGGAUUUCAACAAGCUGCUCAAGGCCCUCAGCAACAUGAAGGAGGAGAAACGGAUUGCCGAGUUGGAGGUGCAAGCUUUAAGGGAGAGAUUCGAAAGGGCAGUUGGCAAGCUUGUCCGACAGGGACGGACUCCCAGAUCAAACCUGGCUAAAAGGAUGAUCGAAGCGACCGAUGAUGAUGAUAUAGAUCAGGAGCAAGGUUGUCACAACGAGGAAGGGCUUGAUGAUCUUACCAUCCGACCGUCACCGCCUAAACGUACCUCCGAACGUCUGGCGAAGAAGGAAGCAGUGGCGGAGAGAGAGGAAUUCGUGAAGGAGACGAAGAAGUAUCUGAAGAGGUUAAGGAAGCAUGGACUGCAGAUCUUGUGCGGGAAGGAGGGCAUUGCUUUCGUCACAUGCGAGCAAGCUAUUAACGAGAUUGCAGAGUUAUGAGCUUCCCUCGCCUUCGACCACCGACAUCCUGUCCAUGCUAACAAGGUUACUGAAGUGGUAUCAGAUUCCGAAGCCGA
Messenger RNA from Chara braunii, 1019 nucleotides. The record is from the annotation of a GenBank genome assembly. NCBI's taxonomy places the organism in Eukaryota, Viridiplantae, Streptophyta, Charophyceae, Charales, Characeae.